GCAGGCUAAGAAAAAUCAACCAAAUAAUGUUUAAUUCAUGUGUUUGUGAACUACACUGACUUAGUAACUGAGAAGAAAAUUCAUCAGGAAGUCCCAAUAUCUGAAUAUUGAGUAGGCUGAACCUGAGCAGGACUUAAACCAAAAGAACACGGAUUCACUUAUCCGGUCAGCAGAGAUCGACCCUUAUGAGAAGAUAUGAAGAGGUGGGUCUCCUCCUUGUUGAAUGCAGAGACAACUGAAAAGAAGUAUUGUCAAAGGGAAGGAGAGGACCCGAUUUUGGAUAGAAGCCCUGCGGCUCAGAUUGAAACAGAUAUGGCAGAAUCAUCCCAAUCACGUGGCCAUGUUCUGAUAACGGGAGGAGCGGGAUACCUAGGAUCUACGCUUGUCCCUAUCCUAUUGGAGCAGGGUUAUGAGGUCACGAUUUACGAUAUCUUUUUCUGGGGACCUACCUCCAUGAUUUCAUUCGCAGCCAACCCAAGGUUCCACAUCGUCCGCGGUGACAUCCGAGACAAACAGUUGCUCGCCGAACACAUGCAUGACAAAGAUGCCAUUAUUCAUCUAGCAGCCAUCGUGGGAUACCCUGCUUGUGACAAAGACCCGGAUUUAGCUAUUGACACAAAUGUCAUUGGGACGAGAAAUAUCGCCGAACUUAAAACACCGAAUCAAAAACUUAUCUACGCGAGUACAGGGUCUUGUUAUGGAGCAGUGGACGGAAUCUGCACGGAGGAGACACAAAUCAGUCCCCUAACUCUGUACGGAAGCAGUAAAGCUGAUGCCGAAAAAAUGGUUCUGGCUGCGAGUGGAGUUGCCCUGCGUCUGGCCACUGUGUUUGGGCUUUCACCUCGACUACGUCUUGACCUUCUCAUCAACGAUCUUACGUACAAGGCCCUCACCCUGAAAGAAUUUGACUUGUAUGAAGGAUCUUUCAGACGCACAUUUUUGCACGUGAAAGAUGCUGCGCGUGCUUUUGCAUUUGCAUUGAACAAUUACGAAAAAAUGAAAGGCGAGGCCUUUAAUGUAGGCGACGAAGCCAUGAAUAUGACCAAAUCUCGUGUAGCUCAGCUUAUUCAGGAACACGUGAAGGGGUGCGUAAUUACGGAGUCCAAAUCGGGCGAAGACAAGGACAAGAGAGAUUACGAGGUCUCCUACCAGAAGAUCCGGAAGCUGGGCUUCGGCUCCUCCAUCUCUGUAGAGGAGGGAAUACGAGAUAUGUUAAAGAUCCUGCCGCACAUUGAAACUACAGAUGUCUGCAAAUUCAAAAAUGUGUGAACAAAACUGUAAGUACACGGAGGACGAAAUAAGCUGUUCAUAACCACAAUACUCCUAGGGUUACUUAUGUAAAAGUGAAACCAGAGACAACAAUAAUAAUGCUAUUUAUGUCUCUGGUUUAACCAUCAGAUGGUCUGCCUUUUUUAUUCCAUUUUUUAUAUAGAUUUUUAAUCAAUUUUUUUCUUGUACAUAAUUUAAGACUUUAUUAAAUUCGUUCGCUUAGCUGAAGUUAUAUAAGGAAAGCUUACAAUGUGUACAUGUACCGACUUUUUCCCUUGAAGAGCUAAUCUUGAAAAUCUUCGGUAAAUUGAUGUCCACUCAUCAGUAUUUUUUUUCCUUGGUGUGCACUGUGUCUUUUUGGAGUAAAUAAAGAAUUUUUUCCCUCUA
Saccostrea echinata is the source of this 1656-nucleotide messenger RNA. RefSeq names its product GDP-D-glycero-alpha-D-manno-heptose dehydrogenase-like. The transcript has 3 exons. The record is from RefSeq and is a predicted model, not a curated record. NCBI's taxonomy places the organism in Eukaryota, Metazoa, Mollusca, Bivalvia, Ostreida, Ostreidae. The coding region runs from base 196 to 1269 and encodes 357 amino acids.